AAUCCAGUAUUGAGGUUUGACUAAUUACCAGCUUGUUUACUUCGUUAUGUGUGACGUGUGGUACCUACUUCUUGUUCAUCUAAUAUUUACACUUAUUGUUUGUUCAAUUUGUGUGUCAUUAGACAACGGUGGAUGGGCUACUGAUGAAUCAUCAAUACUAGCUUUUGAAGGACCUUGUAAUAUAGACAUAAGAGAUGCAAGUCAAUUAUCACAAGAAGAAUUUAUUAAAAGAUAUGCUCACCAAAGUCCUGUAGUUAUAAAAGGUGCCACAGAUAACAGAAAAUUUCACCAAAUUUGUAGUAAGGAUGAAUUGAUACGAAAUCAUGGGACUAAAAAGAUAAGGCUAAGCUCAGCUAACACAUACUCAUAUGAAAAAAGAGAUGUAUCAUUAAAGUAUUAUAUAGAAAAUGUUAUGAAACCUCAGACCUUAACCAUGCUUGGAAAUGAAACAUUUUACUGGUUUGGUGACAAUAAUUAUACAGAAUGGGAAGAUGUUUUUAACAGAUAUAAACCACCACCUUAUAAGCUACCAUUUAUGACGGGGGCUUACAGCUUUGGUGUUGCAGAUGCAGGAACUGGUGUACCAUUUCAUUUUCAUGGUCCAGGUUUUGGUGAAGUAAUUUAUGGAAGAAAGCGUUGGUUUUUAUAUCCACCAGAGAAAACUCCAUCUUUUCAUCCCAACAGAACUACCCUGCAAUGGUUGUUUGAAGAUUAUCCUAAUCUACAUCCAGAUGAUAAACCAGUAGAAUGCACAAUAAAUCAAGGAGAGAUAAUAUAUUUCCCAGACAGAUGGUGGCAUGCAACACUCAAUAUAGACGCCAGUGUUUUUAUUUCAACGUUCUUAGGAUGAAGAAGCAAACAAGAUUUAUUUUUUUAUUCUAUGAGUUAUUAUAAAACUUUCUUAAUUGACAAGGAUUGUCAGUUUUUAGAAGGUUGGUUGUUCUCUCCUUCAUUCCAGCUUCCUUUGCGUUGUUCUCUCCUGCAUUCUAGCUUCCUUCACCAUGAUUGACAGCCAGGAUAUAGCCAAUAGUGAUAAAAUGGCAUUAUAUUCAUAAUUCGAAACAGUUUUCAUCAUCAUCUUGAUACUUUGAUAUUUUUAUGAGUUCUGAGAACUUCUCCAUUGCUAGUUCUCUCCUACAUUCCAACUUCCUUCACCACAAUUGUCCAUUGACAGCCAGGAUAUAGCAAAUACUAGUGCUAAAAUGGUGUUAUAUUCAUAAUUCAAACAAUCAUCAUUCUCAUCUUAUGAUACUUUGCUAUUUUUAUAAGUUCUUCAUUGGUCAUUUUGGUAGUAACUUUUAACUGCAGUCUUGCCAUCAUUCUUUUUAUCACCAUUUAUUAUGUAUUAAAAGGAAAUGAGAAAAAAAGGGAGAACAUGCACAGGGACAUUCAAAUUCAUAAGUUGAGAGAGAGUGGCAACACCACAGCAAAAAACAAAAGACAACGAAAAGACAAAAAAUGUUACAAAAUACUUAAUGGAAAUCUAAGCCUUAAGACUGAAAACAAGAACUCCAUAAAACUAUUUGGUGAUGUAAGCUGCAAAGGAAGGAGAAGCACUUCUCCCACUGGUUGAUGUGAUUUAAGAUCAAGUAAUUUAAUGUGGCAAUUUUUAUGUGAAAUAAAUUUCUUAUAUAUUUUCACAAUUCUUUGAACUUG
Molecule: messenger RNA, 1656 nt
Organism: Mytilus trossulus (common blue mussel)
Lineage: Eukaryota; Metazoa; Mollusca; Bivalvia; Mytilida; Mytilidae
Product: jmjC domain-containing protein 8-like
Exons: 8
Coding region: 47-850 (267 amino acids)
Cellular component (GO): cytoplasm
Source: RefSeq, a predicted model, not a curated record